AUGUCUCUAUAUAGACACAUUUUCAUACAAAAUCAUCUAGUUGAAGAGGUGAAAAAACACUAUCCAUCACAAAGCGAUAUUGUUUUGUCAAUAGUAUUUGUUGACAAAUAUGCAAAAGAGCAAUGCUUUAUUGAACUUGAUAAUGAUAAGAGUUUCAUGGUGAUGCUAAACAUGUAUAAUGAGGAUAAAGAAGUAACAAUUUAUGCGACAACCAAAAAAUUAAGGUAUAACCCAAAACCGUUAAGUUGUCAAGAUAAAGUUAUUGAUGAGUCUGAUGAUGAAAAUGAGACGGACUCAGUUUGUCCAAGUCAAGAAAGCUAUCAUAGUCUUAAUAGUUCCGAUAACAAAUAUGAGCUUAUAAAUUAUGGUGAAACUUAUGCAUAUAGUAAGAUGAAUCCAUUUAUGAAAGUGAAUUCUAAAUUCCCAAGUGUAAUUGCUUUUAGAAGAGCAUUAAACCAUUAUGCACUAACAAAUGAAUUUGAGUGGAGAAUUCAUGCUUCUCUUACACAAGAUGGGGUUACUUUUGAAGUAAAAGAAUUUGUAGAAACUCAUUCUUGUACUCGAAUCAACAAGAGCGGUAACAAACAUGCCACUCAAGGAUGGAUUGCUGAUGUUGUCACCGACAAGUUGAAAUCUGAAGCGAUGUCUCUCCUGCCGACCUAA
This is a messenger RNA of Lactuca virosa, 663 nucleotides long. The record is from the annotation of a GenBank genome assembly. Lineage: Eukaryota; Viridiplantae; Streptophyta; Magnoliopsida; Asterales; Asteraceae.